Molecule: messenger RNA, 2520 nt
Organism: Sus scrofa (pig)
Lineage: Eukaryota; Metazoa; Chordata; Mammalia; Artiodactyla; Suidae
Source: RefSeq, a predicted model, not a curated record
GAUUCCACAUAUAGGUGAUGGCAUGUGACUUUGUGUCCCACUGUCUGACUGACUGCGCUUCACAUGAUACUUUCUAGGUCCAUCCAUGUUGCUGCAAAUGCCAUUAGUUCAUUCCUUUUAAUGGCUGACUAGUAUUCCAUUGUAUAUAUGGACCACAUCUUUUUAUCCACUUCUCCGCCGAUGGACAUUUAGGUUGCUUCCAUGUCAUGGGUAUUGUAUAUAGUGCUGCAGUGAACACACCGGUACAUGUGUCUUUUCUAGGCAUGGUUUGCUCUGGAUAGAUGCGCAGGAGUGGGAUUGCUGGAUCAAAUGAUAAUUCUAUUUGUAGUUUUUUGAGGAUGCUCCAUACUUUUCCAUAGCGGUUGCACCAAUUUCAUGUGUGUUAUCUCGUUUAGCUUUGACUCAUUUAAGUAAAGCGGAAAGGGGGGAUUUGAGCCCCACAUAGAAGGAAUGGAGUCCUUAUUCCUCUACUAACUGUUCUCUCAGAGCAGGGGUUAGUCUGGCCCACUACCUAAUUUGUAGUGCCUGUGAGCCAAAAAUGGUUUUGAGGCUUUUAAGUGCUUGAACUUAAAAAAAAAAAAAAAAUCAAAAGAAGAAUAACACUUCAUGACAAGCAAAAGUUACGUGAAAUUCAAAUUGCAGUAACCAUAGUGAAAGUUGUACUGAAACAGCUGCGCCCGUUUACUUACAGGUUGCCUCUGGCUCUUUGGUUGCUGCCCAGGCCCCUGGAGCAGCCUCCACAGAGAACACCUGCAAAGCGGUGUUUACUAUCUGGCCCUUUACCGACUCCUGUUUUAGAGGAGGCACUUUCGGUCCUUUUUCAAAACCAGGCAAUGAGCUUUCGGGUGUUUACAGAACAGAAACCGCGCAGUGGCUUCUGCACCCCCCACGCGCCCCUGGGAAAACUCUCUAAACUCCCGCCCCUUUGUAAGGGGCCAACAGCGGGCAACUAGCCAUCGUGUACCGCUCAGGACCUGCCAAGCUCAUUUAAUUCUCACCACAGCCCCCACCAGGUUGUAUUGAAUUAUCAUCGCCAUCUCCAUUUUACAGUGGAGGAACCCGGGGCCCAGAGAGGCCAAGCCACCUGCCCUAGGUCACGCAGCUGGAAGUGGUGGAGGGCGCAUUGGAACCCUUGUAACCAAGCUCCGUGGGCUGCUUACCCGGCGGACUCCAGACUUUAGACCCACGAAGAGGAAGUACUUUUGAAGUCAGGGUCUCGAUGGGUCCUGAAGUACAGACACCUCCUCCAUGAGCUUCCUGUGCUCUCCAAGGGGACUUCAUGAGAAUGCUCAGAUGUCUUCCCAUUUCACUUGGGCCUGAACUUCAGGGGUAGAUGGGUCUUUGAAUUUGAUGACCCGCCAAGAUCCCUUUCAGUACCAAGAUCUUUGUCAUGUUCAGCCUCUACAGCUCAGCCUCCCACCACUUUCUGUUCAGCCGUGCACAUGGCGGCCUCCAAGGUGGUUAUGCUCUCGGUGCUCAGCCGGGAGCAGGCGGAAGGGGUCGGAGCCCGGGUCCGCAGAAGCAUCGGCCGACCUGAGUUAAAAAACCUGGAUCCGUUUUUACUGUUUGAUGAAUUUAAAGGUGGUAGACCAGGCGGAUUUCCUGAUCACCCACACCGAGGCUUUGAAACAGUGUCUUACCUCCUGGAAGGGGGUAGCAUGGCCCACGAAGACUUCUGUGGACAUGCUGGUCAGUUGAACCCAGGAGACCUGCAGUGGAUGACCGCCGGCCGGGGCAUCGUGCACGCCGAGAUGCCCUGCUCGGAGGAGCCAGUCCAUGGCCUACAACUGUGGGUGAAUUUGAGGAGCUCUCAGAAGAUGGUGGAGCCACGCUACCAGGAACUGAAAAGUAAAGAAAUCCCUAAACCCAGUCAGGAUGGUGUGACCGUGGCCGUCAUUUCGGGAGAAGCCCUGGGAGUCAAGUCCAAGAUUUACACUCACACACCAACCUUAUAUUUGGACUUCAAAUUGGACCAAGGAGCAAAGCAUUCCCAGCCUAUUCCUAAAGGGUGGACAAGCUUCAUUUAUACCAUAUCUGGAAAUGUAUAUAUUGGGCCUGAUAAUGCGCAGCAAAAAAUAGAACCUCAUCACACAGCCGUGCUGGGAGAAGGUGACAGUGUCCAGGUGGAGAACAAGGACCCUGAGAGAAGCCACUUCGUCCUGAUUGCCGGAGAGCCAUUAAAAGAACCAGUUGUCCAACAUGGUCCAUUUGUGAUGAACACAGAUGAAGAGAUUUCUCAGGCCAUUCUUGAUUUCAGAAAUGCGAAAAAUGGCUUUGAAAGAGCCAAAACCUGGAAAUCAAAGAUUGGAAACCAGUGACAAGCACGAGGGCAGGUCUGGCUGCCUUCUAGAAUUUUGCCAUUUGUGGCAUCCACCCAUUCGACACGUCCAAUUUUCAAAGCUGGCUUCGCCAGUGCUUCUCAAGAAUUUCACUCUAAAGUGAUGAUAUGAUUUCUAUAGCAAUGUAUGUGAGCUAUUUCCUGGCACAAGCAAAUAAACCUAAUUGUUGCUUCUUUAAAAA